This is a messenger RNA of Lingula anatina, 1548 nucleotides long. RefSeq names its product BAG family molecular chaperone regulator 1. The record is from RefSeq and is a predicted model, not a curated record. Gene Ontology annotation, cellular component: membrane; nucleus; cytoplasm. Gene Ontology annotation, biological process: protein stabilization. Lineage: Eukaryota; Metazoa; Brachiopoda; Lingulata; Lingulida; Lingulidae. Gene Ontology annotation, molecular function: protein-folding chaperone binding; adenyl-nucleotide exchange factor activity.
GUGAUUGAGGAUUUUGAGAUAAGAAAUGGCAGCGGACGGAGUGAACGAGUUACGACUUAAACUUGUUCAUGGCCAAAGUCACCACAACCUGUUGUUGGCUUUGCCCACUGAAGAAGCUGGGGAUGUCCUGACAGUGAGACACCUGGCCAAAGAGGUGUUCAUAGCCACAGGAGUGCCCAUCCCAGGACAGAGACUUAUAUUCAAAGGAAAAUCCCUUAAAGAUCCAUCAGAACAUUUGAGUAAACUUGGAAUGAAGCAAGAUUCAAAAAUAAUGCUUAUUGGCAAAAAGCCGAGUCCAUUUGAGGAUGCAAUUUUGAACCAACUGUCAACAGUGGAAAAAGCACAGGAAAAGACAGAGAAGAAGCAGAGUGAGAUAACACUGGAGUUGGAUGGUAUUCACAGGAAUUACUUCCCCAAGGACCUAAAGGGAGAAGCACUGGCCAAGCUGAGCAAGAGGCUAGGCAUGUGCACAGAAGACUAUAUGAGGAUUCUGGAGAGGUUAGACUCCAUUAGCAUACCUGAGUCUCACAAUGAGGGCAGAUUGCGGAGGAAAACCUUGGUUACCAAAGUACAGAAAUGUUUAGACCGUAUUGAUUGUUUAAGUCAAGGAAUCAAUGAGAUGCUGUCAAGACGGCCAUAAAAAACAUUAACUCUCAACCAGGCCAUGUUGAUUUUUUAUUAAAACUAGGAUUUCAUUUACUCUAGAAACUCCAGAAAUUUUAGUGGGCUGUAUACAAAAUUAAAAAUUGUUAAAAUUUAAAUUUGAAAGAAAAUCAAAGUGAAUCAGUAUAUAACAGGUAGAGGUGUUUUCUGAACCGAUAAUUAUGAAAUAUAUGUUGUGAUAUUAAAAACAGCUGUAUAUUAUCUGCGUGUGUGUGUCAAUGUGAUAAUGUAUUUUUAAAACACAUUUGCAUAUAAAACCUCCUCAUUUCAUGUCAUAUCUGUUUAUUUAAUCUAACAUCUCUUGGAGCAAAUUGUCAAAGUAAUUUCCUUCCGAGAUCAGAGAAUUGUGAUUAAACUGUUGUCAUUUCUAAUUUUCAGGUAAUAUAAGAUAUUAUAAUGCUAUCAUUACACUUAACCAGGUCCAUAGACAUCAUGUUACUUUGCUCUAGACUUAUUAUUUUGUAUCUACAGAGAUAUAGCGUGUUUUGGUUUAAUAGUCAGUCUGAAAACUCAAAACUGUACCCAAAAUUAUGUGUGCUGUUUUUCAAAGAUAGCAUUUAGCAUUAACUCAUACCUCUCGAGUUCUUCCUUUUUGUUAACUUGUGAUGUUCCUUAAAAGCUUGCCAUUUGAUAAGUAUUUUAUAUUUGAAGAAUUAGGUAUUUUUCUAAUGAAGAUUUUAUUUGAAAAUUGCUGUCGAGAAUAACUACUCGAACUCAUUAGUUUUAAUAACACUUCAAUCCAGUCCAAAAUAUGUCUGUUUAAAAUAGCUCAAAGAACGUGUUGAACCUUGUAUUAAAAGGUUAUUGUAUUAAGAGGUUAUGUUCUACGGAUUGGUCUCAUAUCAAGAUUGCGGUGCUGUAUUUAUGUACUAACUGUCUGGUGAC